Molecule: messenger RNA, 809 nt
Organism: Vitrella brassicaformis
Lineage: Eukaryota; Vitrellaceae
Source: the annotation of a GenBank genome assembly
AUGCCCCCACCGCCACUGCCCGAAGGCUUCGUCGUCAAGAAGGCACCGGCCACCAAGAAGGCGGCCAGCAAGCCGAAGCCGAAACCCAAGGCCAAGAAGAGGAGCAAGAGGGCCAAGGUGACCAAGGAGGAGAGGGAGGCGGCGACCAAGGAGAGGCAGGAGGCGAAGAUGCGCCAUUGGAACCACCAAAGCUUCAUGAAAGAGCACGGCUGGAAGCGACAGCUGGACCCCCUCUACCUGCCGGGCCACUCGUGGCCGUCGAGGGAGCUCUCUGCGCGCCGCGCCAGAGAGAGGGCGGAGGCCGGCGACCACGACAGCUCCGAUGAGGACGAUGACGGCGGACAGUGGGCACACAAAGGUAGGUAGAUACGUGGAUGGAACGGCGAGACAACGAUUUGUGUGUGUGUCUGUGUGUGUGUCUGUGUAUGUGUCUCAGGCGGCGUGUCUUUGGCGAGGAGGCGGACACUGAGAUGCCCUCGUUCAAAAGGGCGCGUGUCAAGACUGGGGGGGCAUGGGGAUGGGAGCGGCGACGGCAAUUCGGUGCGGAGCACCGCCAGCGUGCCAUCGUGGGCCGGGCGAUAUGGGUCGGGGCUUCUGACGGAGAGAGAGGAAGAUGACGACACGGGCAUGGGCUGUGGACACCCAGCUGACGGAGGGCCACGCGGAUGGUAUCAGAGGGGAGCUGCCGGGAUGGGGCGGGUUAAGGCUGGCCAGCGAGGAUUGUGAUAUGGAUGAUGACCUGGCGAUUCAGUCUCCCAUGGCCGCCCCGUGGCCGACACUGCAAGAAGACGGCGAGCAGGACCACCUCA